AUGUUGCUCUUUGAUCCCGCUAGUUGGGCUACGGUUGCACUUCUUGUGUCGUCAGUUUCAGCUUUGCAAAUCCUGCAAGACACCACUACAAGUGGUGGUGGUGGUAGGAAUGUUGUCAACGAUGGUCUUUUCGUCAACCCUGGUGUGUACUAUUCGGUGGUGGGAAGUUCUUCCACAAGCAUCAAUGGUGACAUUAACAACAAGGGCCAGAUCUUCGUUACAUCCACAAGUAACUGGGCCUCGCUGGUUCAGCUUAAUUCUGGAAGUUUGGACAACUCGGGAGAUAUUGCCUUGAACGGUACCAAAGCUACGUUUGGUACUUACUACAACUUGAACGCAGACAGAGACUUUGUUAACACAGGUAACAUCUGGAUUGCUUUGCCUGGUUUCACUGCAACUACCCUUUUCGGUACUCCUGCAAUUACCCUUGGUUCUGGUAAUGCUUUCAGCAAUGGUAAGUGGGAGAACACUGGUAGAAUUCAUUUGACUCAACCUCAAGGUACAAGAGCCUCUGCCGCUGUCAUUACUACUGGUUCCAUCUUUGGCGGUGGAAGUAUUGUCAAUCUGGGUGCUGUCUGUCUUGGUAACAUUAACUGGGUGCAAUCUGUUGGUAUCGACGGUACUGGAUGUGUUAACAUUGGCUCAGGUGCCCAGAUGACUCUUGCUACCGCUGGUUACACUACCAACCCUCAACAGGAAUUCUUCAUGUCUACUUCCAACUCGCUGGUUCUCGUCUCCUUGGACGCUAACAAUGCUGCUCAGAGAACAUAUACUAUUGGCGGUUUUGGUAACGGUAACCGUAUCAAGACCAAUCUUGGUUUCAGUGACUACUCCUACAACAACGAUACAUUGUCCUUUACUGGAUUGUUUGGCCUUUUUAAAAUCAACAUGAAGAUUGGAGAGGGAUACGACCCAGCUCUCUUUGCUACUGACAGAAACCUUCUUGGAGGCCAUACUUAUAUCACCUAUAACGGUCCAGUUCCUGCAGGCACUGAUACCCCUACCAAGUGUUUAUGUGAGGAUAUUCCUGAACCUCCGGAACUACCAGAGGAACCAAGUGCUUCCCCAUCGGCUUCUCCUUCCCCUGAACCUUCUCCAUCGGCCAAACCUUCUCCUUCAGACAAUGAUGGAUCGUCUCCAUCCGAUUUAAAUGGGUCGUCCCCAUCUGACGGUUCCUCGCCAUCAGAUAAUGCCAACAACGGAUCUGGAAACAACGGAUCUGGCUCAUCUCCAUCUGAUGGAUCUUCUCCUUCUGACGGUGCCAGCAACGGUAAUGGCUCGAACGGAUCUGGUUCUAAUGGUUCUGGCUCAUCUCCAUCUGAUGGAUCUUCUCCUUCUGACGGUGCUAACAACGGUUCUGGAUCAAACGGUAACGGCAGCAAUGGCUCUGGUUCUAACGGUUCUGGCUCUUCUCCUUCUGGUGGUUCUUCUCCUUCUGACGGUGCUAACAACGGUAAUGGCGCUAAUGGCUCUGGAUCAAACGGUUCAGGCUCUUCUCCUUCUGAUGGAUCUUCACCUUCUGAUGGCGCCAAUAACGGAUCUGGCUCUAAUGGUAAUGGCUCUAACGGGUCAGGCUCUAACGGCUCUGGUUCUUCUCCAUCCGAUGGAUCUUCUCCAUCUGACGGCGCCAGCAACGGUUCUGGUUCAAACGGUUCUGGCUCCAACGGAUCUGGUUCUAACGGUUCUGGAUCUUCUCCAUCUGACGGUUCCUCGCCAUCUGACGGUGCUAACAAUGGCUCUGGUUCUAACGGUUCUGGUUCGAAUGGUUCUGGAUCCAACGGCUCUGGCUCGUCUCCUUCUGACGGUUCCUCGCCAUCUGACGGUGCUAACAACGGUAAUGGCUCUAACGGCUCUGGCUCGUCUCCUUCUGACGGUUCCUCGCCAUCUGACGGUGCUAACAACGGUAAUGGCUCUAACGGCUCUGGAUCUUCUCCAUCUGCCGGUUCGUCUCCUUCUGACGGUGCCAACAACGGUUCGAAUGGCUCUGGAUCUAACGGCUCUGGCUCCAAUGGCUCUGGAUCUUCUCCUUCUGAUGGAUCUUCUCCUUCUGAUGGAUCUUCUCCUUCUGAUGGCGCCAACAACGGAUCUGGUUCUAACGGCUCUGGCUCCAAUGGCUCUGGUUCUUCGCCAUCUGAUGGUUCGUCUCCAUCUGACAAUGCCAACAACGGUUCUGGUAACAACGGUUCUGGUUCGAAUGGCUCUGGAUCAAACGGUUCUGGCUCGUCUCCAUCUGCCGGCUCGUCUCCUUCUGAUGGCGCCAACAACGGUUCUGGAAACAACGGAUCUGGUUCUAACGGAUCUGGUUCUUCUCCAUCUGCCGGUUCGUCUCCUUCUGACGGUGCUAACAAUGGUUCUGGUUCUAACGGAUCUGGUUCGAAUGGCUCUGGAUCAAAUGGCUCUGGAUCUUCUCCUUCCGAUGGUUCAUCUCCUUCUGACGGUGCCAACAACGGCUCUGGCUCCAACGGCUCUGGCUCGUCUCCUUCCGAUGGAUCUUCUCCAUCUGAUGGUGCCAACAAUGGUUCUGGAUCAAACGGUUCUGGAUCUUCUCCAUCCGAUGGAUCUUCUCCUUCCGACAGUGCUAACAACGGUUCUGGAUCAAAUGGUAACGGCAGCAAUGGCUCUGGCUCCAACGGCUCUGGCUCCAACGGCUCUGGCUCGUCUCCUUCCGAUGGAUCUUCUCCAUCUGAUGGUGCCAACAACGGCACUGGUUCAAACGGUUCAGGCUCUAACGGUAAUGGCUCGAACGGCUCUGGAUCUUCUCCAUCUGCCGGUUCGUCUCCUUCUGACGGUGCCAACGGAAAUAAUGGCUCUGGCUCCAACGGAUCUGGUUCUAACGGAUCUGGUUCUAACGGAUCUGGAUCUUCUCCUUCUGCCGGUUCGUCUCCAUCAGACAAUGCCAACAACGGUUCAGGCUCUAAUGGUAAUGGCUCUAACGGGUCAGGCUCUAACGGUUCCGGCUCGUCUCCUUCUGGUGGUUCUUCUCCUUCUAACAAUGCCAACAACGGUAACGGCUCGAACGGUUCCGGCUCGUCUCCUUCUGGUGGAUCUUCUCCUUCUGACGGUGCUAACAAUGGUUCUGGAUCAAACGGUUCUGGUUCGAAUGGCUCUGGUUCUUCUCCAUCUGACGGUUCCUCGCCAUCUGACGGUGCCAACAACGGUAACAACGGUUCCGGCUCCAAUGGCUCAGGAUCCUCUCCUUCUGGUGGAUCUUCUCCUUCUGACGGUGCUAACAACGGUUCUGGAAACAACGGUUCUGGUUCGAAUGGUUCUGGAUCCAACGGCUCUGGAUCCUCCCCAUCCGACGGAUCUUCUCCAUCUGACGGUGCCAACAAUGGUACGGGCUCAAACGGUUCUGGCUCUUCUCCUUCUGGUGGUUCUUCUCCUUCUGAUGGUGCUAACAACGGUAACGGCUCGAACGGUUCCGGCUCCAAUGGUUCCGGCUCGUCUCCAUCUGAUGGCGCCAACAACGGUAACGGCGCUAACGGCAACGGUUCAAAUGGUAAUGGCUCCGGUUCUAACGGUUCAGGCAUAGAUGGCUCUGGCUCUAACGGUUCUGGAUCUGAUGGCUCUGGUGCAAAUGGUUCAGGCUCUGAUGGCUCUGGCUCUAACGGUUCUGGAUCUGAUGGCUCUGGUGCAAAUGGUUCUGGAUCUAAUGGCUCUGGCGCCAACGGUUCCGGCUCUGAUGGUUCUGGUGCUAAUGGUUCUGGCUCAGGCGCUAACGGUUCUGGUGCUAACGGUUCUGGUGCUAACGGUUCUGGUGCUAACGGUUCUGGCUCUAACGGUUCUGGUGCUAAUGGUUCUGGCGCUAAUGGUUCUGGUUCUGAUGGUUCUGGCUCAGGCGCUAACGGUUCUGGUGCUAACGGUUCUGGCUCUAACGGUUCCGGUUCUGAUGGCUCUGGAUCUGAUGGUUCUGGUGCUAACGGUUCUGGAUCUAAUGGCUCUGGCGCCAACGGUUCCGGCUCUGAUGGUUCUGGUGCUAACGGUUCUGGUGCUAAUGGAUCAGGCUCUAACGGUUCUGGAUCAGAUGGCUCUGGUGCCAACGGUUCUGGCGCUAACGGCUCCGGCUCUAGCAGUUCUGGUGCUAACGGUUCCGGUUCCGGUUCUAACGGUUCUGGAUCUAACGGUUCUGGUACUAACGGCAACGGUUCUGGUGCUAACGGCACUGGAUCUAAUGGCUCAGGCUCUAACGGUUCUGGUUCUAACGGCUCAGGUGCCAAUGGUUCUGGAUCAGGCUCUGGAGCCAACGGUUCUGGUAUCAAUGGUGCUCUCACGACUUUCACUACUACUGAUGCCCACGGUAACCCUGUUACUGAAUCCGGUGUUAUUGUCGUAACUACUGAUUCUGCUGGUUCUUUGACAACCUCCACCUCGUUGUUCAAGCCUUCAAGAUACACUACAACGCUUGAGACUACUGAUGGUAAGGGUAAUGUUGCCACGAAGACUGCAAUUGUUUGUGACACCACUGCAUCUGAUGGUGUUCGUACAGUUUACACCACUGUAUGCCCAGAGACUACAGCCUUCGUAUCCACACUCGCUGACGGCUCGAAGACCACUCUCACUGCUGCUAUUGUCGAAACUACCAUCCACGGUGUUGUCACCUCAUAUACUUCGGUGUGUCCUCCAGCCAGCUCCUACGUUUCUACUUACAAGAACACCAAGUCUGAUGGCCUGGUUGAGACUUCCCUGUGUACCGUCGUUGUCCAAACUGACGUCUACGGAGAGGUGCACACAUCCACCUUGUCUUCUGGCUCGGCUUCACAGGGAGCCGCCGGCGCUCCAAAGGCUCCUGGUGCUACUCCAACCCCUGCUGCUGCCCCAUCUGCUGCAAGCGCUUCUGCUUCUCCUAACAGUGUUGCUCCACCAGCUAGUGUUCAAAGUUACAAGGGCGCUGCCUCUUCCCCAAGACUUGGUCUCGAAUGGGUCCUUCCUCUUGGUCUUUUCGUCUUCUUCUAG
This is a messenger RNA of Candidozyma haemuli, 4953 nucleotides long. RefSeq lists its product as uncharacterized. The coding region runs from base 1 to 4953 and encodes 1650 amino acids. NCBI's taxonomy places the organism in Eukaryota, Fungi, Ascomycota, Pichiomycetes, Serinales, Metschnikowiaceae. The record is from RefSeq and is a predicted model, not a curated record. The transcript has a single exon.